This is a messenger RNA of Papaver somniferum (opium poppy), 627 nucleotides long. RefSeq lists its product as uncharacterized. NCBI's taxonomy places the organism in Eukaryota, Viridiplantae, Streptophyta, Magnoliopsida, Ranunculales, Papaveraceae. The coding region runs from base 1 to 627 and encodes 208 amino acids. The record is from RefSeq and is a predicted model, not a curated record. The transcript has 2 exons.
AUGGUAUCAGAGCAGGCUCCAUGGGCGUGGUUUCAGAGGUUUCCCAAGUUUAUUACUAAUUGUGGUUUUCGUGGUAGUGUGUGUGACCCAUCUCACUUUGUUUAUCUAUCCGUCUCAGAUACUGCAUAUUUACUGCUUUAUGUAGAUGAUAUUGUUUUGACUGCCUCUAACAAUACUCUCCUACACCGCUUCAUUGAUCUAAUGAAACGGGAAUUCGCCAUGUCUGAUCUUGGACCGCUACAUCACUUUCUGGGGAUUACUGUCACUCGAUCAUCUUCAGGAAGCCUGGAUGGAGCAUUACAGUACCUCACCUUCACCCGGCCAGAUAUUUCAUAUGCAGUUCAACAGGUAUGUUUAUUCAUGCACGACCCACGAGAGCCUCACAUGCAGGCCCUUAAGCGAAUCAUUCGCUAUCUUCAGGGCACAAUUCAUCACGGUUUAUUUAUCUCGGUCUCCACUACUUCUGGAUUAACAACAUACUCUGAUGAUGACUGGGCGGGAUGCCCUGACUCUCGUCGAUCGACUUCCGGUUACUGCGUCUUUCUUGGUGACAACCUCAUCUCCUGGUCAUCCAAACGUCAGGCAACAAUUUCUCGAUCCAGUGCUGAAGCUGAAUACCGGGGGUAG